This is a messenger RNA of Truncatella angustata, 930 nucleotides long. RefSeq names its product short chain dehydrogenase/reductase family protein. NCBI's taxonomy places the organism in Eukaryota, Fungi, Ascomycota, Sordariomycetes, Amphisphaeriales, Sporocadaceae. The transcript is spliced from 3 exons. Gene Ontology annotation, molecular function: oxidoreductase activity. The coding region runs from base 1 to 930 and encodes 309 amino acids. The record is from RefSeq and is a predicted model, not a curated record.
AUGACCAUACAGGCUCCACUUGAAUCAGAGAGUAUGCAUAGCGUCAAAGGCCUUAUAGCCGUGGUGACCGGUGCUGGCUCCGGGAUUGGUCAGAUCAUGGCUACAGCGUUGGAGCACAACGGGGCCAAGGUGUACAUCCUCGGGAGAACACUGGAAAAGCUCAAGGAAACGGUGGCAAGGGCGAAAUUUGGAAACAUUAUACCAAUCCAGGCCAGUGUUACCUCGCACGACGAUCUUCAGCGCGCCGUCGAUCGGAUCCGCGACGAAGAAGGAUACAUCAACUUGCUCAUCAACAACGCGGGUAUCAGCACCCCCAACUUGGGCCCACCCAACACUCGUCCCGGGCCGAAAUGGUCGCUUGGGCGGGUACGCGACUACUGGUUCUCUCGAAGCUACGAGGACUACCUAGCCGUGAUGCAGACCAAUACGGUUGCCAACCUAAUCGUCUCGUUCGCAUUUCUAGAGCUUCUAGACCAAGGCAACAAGAUGCGCGAGGCAGAGGCUGCCCUGCGCCCUAACCUCAACCCAGCCACUGCUAAGAUGCGCAGCUGGGUCAGCUCCCAGAUCAUCACCACAAGCAGCAUCGGCGGCUUCGGCCGCGACCAUGCCGCCUUCAUCUACAAUGCCAGCAAGGCGGCCACCACCCACAUGAUGAAGCACCUCGCCACGUACCUGGUUCCAUUCGGAAUCAGGUCGAACAUCAUAGCUCCUGGUUUCUGGCAUACGGGGAUGACGGACGAUGUUGCGCGGGGUAUUGCCUUGACUGGAGGCGCUGUGCCCAAGACCUUGAUCCCGGAGCAAAGGUUCGGUACCGAGCAGGAGAUGGGCGGCACUAUCGUGUAUCUUGCUUCGCCGGCUGCCGGGUAUUGCAAUGGGUCGGUCUUCGUGAUUGAUGGAGGAUAUUUGACAAACCACCCCAGCACUUACUAA